Aspergillus bombycis is the source of this 1080-nucleotide messenger RNA. RefSeq names its product S-methyl-5-thioadenosine phosphorylase. Gene Ontology annotation, cellular component: cytosol. The coding region runs from base 1 to 1080 and encodes 359 amino acids. Gene Ontology annotation, molecular function: S-methyl-5-thioadenosine phosphorylase activity. The record is from RefSeq and is a predicted model, not a curated record. The transcript is spliced from 3 exons. Gene Ontology annotation, biological process: nucleoside metabolic process. Lineage: Eukaryota; Fungi; Ascomycota; Eurotiomycetes; Eurotiales; Aspergillaceae.
AUGACCCCGCCCUCAGAAUUUAUCGCCAACGGAAUUUCCCAGUUGCAUUGGAUGCCCUCAUUCCCUCUACUUCGCCGUUCCCUCGCAACCUUGACCACGAAACCCCUCCGGAGAAUCGAGUCUGCUAAGCAACUUGCUAAAAGAAUGGCUUCUCUUCCUAGCACCUACGCGGACCCUGUCCGUAUCGCGGUCAUCGGUGGCACUGGUCUCCGCGAACUCCCUGGUUUCACUCAGGUUGCUUCCUUGAACAUUUCGACUCCCUGGGGCACUCCCUCCUCCCCGAUCACGAUCCUGCACCACCAGUGCUCUCACAACAACCAGACCGUCGCUGUCGCUUUCCUCAGUCGUCACGGCCAGCACCACCAGAUUGCGCCCCAUGAGGUGCCUGCCCGCGCCAACAUCGCUGCCCUGCGCUCCAUUGGUGUCCGCACCAUCGUUGCCUUCUCGGCCGUCGGUAGCUUGCAAGAGGAGAUCAAGCCUCGCGACUUCGUGAUCCCAGACCAGGUCAUUGACCGCACCAAGGGCAUCCGGCCUUUCACAUUCUUCGAGGGAGGUGUGGUUGGUCACGUUCCCUUCGGAGACCCAUUCGACGAGGGUGUUGCCAAGGUUGUGAGGGCUUGCGGCCACAGCCUCGAGGGCGAGGGUGUUGUGCUGCAUGACCGCGGCACAUUGGUGUGCAUGGAGGGACCUCAGUUCUCCACUCGCGCUGAGAGCAAGCUCUACCGCUCUUGGGGAGGCAGCGUCAUCAACAUGUCUUGUCUUCCUGAGGCGAAGCUUGCCCGUGAGGCCGAGAUUGCCUACCAGAUGAUCUGCAUGUCCACCGACUAUGACUGCUGGCACGAGGCUACCGCCGAUGUCACCGUGGAAAUGGUCAUGGGAAAUAUGAAGGCCAAUGCUGAGAACGCUAAGCACUUCGUCACUGCCGUCCUCGAUGAGCUCGCCUCUGACAAGAACUCCGAACUCGUCCAAGCCAAGCAUGUGGAAGGUUCUGUCAAGUUUGGUCUCAGCACUGCCCAGCCCAACUGGAGCCCUGAAGCUAGAGAGAGAAUGAACUGGCUUUUCCCUGGAUACUUCAACUAA